Klebsormidium nitens is the source of this 5943-nucleotide messenger RNA. The record is from the annotation of a GenBank genome assembly. Lineage: Eukaryota; Viridiplantae; Streptophyta; Klebsormidiophyceae; Klebsormidiales; Klebsormidiaceae.
AUGAAGCACGCCAGGAACCCAGGGCAUGGCUCGCUGGUGCUUGUGCCGCCCGCAACUAUACUGCUGGCCUUGAUGGUUCUGGCUGCGGUGCCAGUUUCUGAGGCCAUGGCUACCUUCGACAUGACAGGCUUCAAUUUCCUUCCAAUUGACAAAAAAUACUGUUCACCAUGGGCCAACUGUGGAGUGUACGACAGCAACCAGUACACCUGCUUGGAUGGGGUGCUCUGCCCCUUGGGCUAUAGCCGCUGCGGGAGUGGGGACGACUACGCGUGCUACUUGGACGCUGCAGAUGCGCCUGGGGUCACCCCAGCAUACAGUUGCCACAAUAACGAAAUUGUGCAAACGCUGUUCGAUGGACCCUCUGAUGGCUCCCAAGUAACGAACUGCGUUGAUUACAGCAAGGCGGUUCUGGAUGCGGGCAAGUGGGACAAGGAUCGGCUGAAGCAGAUUGUAAGGGCGUUAAGAACAAAAAAUUGCACACCGUGGUCCAACUGUGGAUCCAAACUUGCCUACGACACUGAAGCCUAUGACUGCUUGAACGGCGUCCUCUGCCCCAAGUCAUACUCCAGGUGCGGCGUCUCCCCGAAGACAUUCAAGUGCUUCCAGAUGCAGGCGGACGAAGGCAACACCAACAAGGCCACCCAAAGCUGCGUCCAGAACGAGCUUGUUCCUGUUCCCGGAAUCGACGACGAUACUGCCUACACACGGUGCGAGGAAGAUUACGUUCCUUGCGACCCGUUCGACACCUGCGGCGACCAUGACGAGUCCCAGUUCUCGUGCUACGCCGACGUCCUUGGCAUGAAGGGCUUCUGCCGCUGCGGACAAGACGCUGUUGGCAUGUCCUAUGUGAAACCAAGGGGUGUCCAGAAGACCAACGUGUGCAUCCAGGGCAUGGUCCAGCCGGUGUCGCAGGCCAACCCCGAGAACGACGGCUCAGAAGUCUGCUUCUGCAAGAAGAGCACCGACCUCGAAUUCGCAAAGAAGAUCACUGUGGACAAGAAAUGUCCGCUCUGGACCAACUGCCCCGGGCUCUGGGAUCGGGAUUCGUACGACUGCCUGAAUGGCCAGAUAUGCCCGACUGGUUUCUCCCUCUGCGGCACCUCCUGCUACGAAAAGGGCGGGGUUUACUCUUGCCAUGCAGGGAAGCUGGUGACACCCGCCAAUGACGAUGACGACAGCCAGAUUGAUCGCUGCUACGUCGGCCCUACCUGCAACAAUGGCAAAACCCCAUGGGACAACUGCGGAAGCUCCUGGGAUAGGGACGCGUAUGAAUGCCUCAACGGCGCGCUUUGCCCCAGCGGCUGGCAGAAGUGCGGCGACGACAAAGCUUACGUAUGCUUCAACCCGGGCGGCAAGUCGCCCGCCUCGUGCAUCGACGGCAAGCUGGAAACCUCCGGUUGCAGGGGUCAAUCGGACGAAACUGUGAUUAAAAAGUGCGCGCCUUCAGGCACCACCAUCCAGCCCGCCGUUACAAAAAGCCAGCCCUCGUGCCCGGGGUCCGUUCUGUACACCAAUUGCGAAGACGGGACCAUCGACCUCUCCACUCACAGCUGCCUGGACGGCUUCGCGUGCCCCAUCGGCAUGGCGCGCUGCGGCAACAGCCACACCAACUACGCUUGCUACACCGUCGGAGGCACGCACAGCUGCAAGAACCACAAGCUGAAGUCGGGCGCAAACAAGGACGACGGGACCCAGGUCACCGCGUGCGAGCCCCCAGAGAACGACCUAUGCCACCCCUGGACCAAUUGCGCCAGUGACUUCGACCCCGACGUGCACAGCUGCCUGGACGGAGUCCUUUGCCCGCACGGCUUCUCCCGGUGCACCAACCCCGACAACGGAGUGUACGCCUGCUUCGACCCUAACGCCGACCCCGCCUAUGGCUGCAAGAACGGAAACGUGGUGCAGCUGAAGGACGAACAGCAGUCUGACUCCACCGAGAUCAAGUAUUGCGCCAACAACGAGCUGCAGCUCCUCAAGCUGAUAAUUCGGGAGGAUAUCAUCUUCAAGAUAACCUCCUCGUUCUGCGGCAACGCUGAGCCCUGGACCAACUGCGCCGGAGAGUACAGCACCGAUGAUUACUGGUGCCUCAACGGCCAGCUGUGUCCGGCGGGAGCCUGGCGGUGCGGCCCCCCGAGCUCCUUCAGCUGCUACGUGCCCGGGACCACGUACUCCUGCGUCAACAACGCGCUGCAGCUCGGCCCCAACCACGACGACGCGACCGCAGUCGGGCCGUGCCAGACAGCCGCCAUCGAGUAUUGUGCCCCUUGGACGAACUGCGGCGAUUAUGACAACACCCAAUUCACGUGCCUCGAUGGGAAGCUUUGCCCAAUUGGCGAUUCAAGGUGCCCAACCAACUUCGACGAAGGCUAUGUUUGUUACAACCCCACUGCCGACUUCUCGUGCGCCUAUGGUCCCCCCAUCACCGCAUGCUCCAAUGCGCAAGACACGAUGGCCGAAAACUUGCUGUGCAACGGAGACUUCGAAACGGUCCAAAGGAACAUCGUGGGCUCGGCGUUCAGCACCAUAUUUGCCACUGACUCCACAACACUCCCAUGCUGGGUGGUAACACCCAACGGUGUCAGCACGAACCCCGGUUCAGUCGACCUUAUCAACGGGUACUGGGUUUCCCACUCUGGCACUCGGUCCUUGGACAUGGCGGGUAAUUCGAACGGCGAGAUCAAACAGACUUUCGCCACAACCCCCGGCGCGUACUAUGACGUCACCUUCUACCUCGCCAAGAACCCAGAUCUGGGCCCCGAGGACAAAUUUAUCCACGUCCUGGCGCCCGGCAAGGACGUCCCGUUCACAUGCACGCUGAAGACCAAGGAUGGCAUCACCCGCACAAAGGACAACAUGCUUUUCGAGAAGCAGACCGUUACGUUCCUGGCAACCGCUGAGCAGUCGACGCUCACUUUCUCAGAGCAGGACGCCAACGAUGGCGGGUUCACGGGCUGCGCACUGGACCUUGUUUCAGUGGUGGUCAGCGACCAGAGCAAAGUCAAAGGCAUCCCUGCGAGACCAACCGUCACCACCCCGACCUGCACGAACAAUGAGUUGGCGUGGGACAACUGCCCCGGUGUCUGGGACACCACCGCCUACUGGUGCCUCAACGGAAACUUGUGCCCCGCUGGCAUGCAUUCGUGCGGCCUCUUGGGCUCGUACUCGUGCUACAACCCUAAAACGCAGUCAUGUGCUGCCAACGUUCUUGUCAACACGCCAGGCUUCGACGACCAGACUGCCGUUGGUUACUGCGCGCCAGCUACCCCCUGCGUUCCGUGGUCCAACUGCGGGCUUCCUGACGUCGACUACGACACCAAGGCCUACGUCUGCUUGAAUGGAAGGCUGUGCCCGGCGGGCCAGAUCGCGUGCGGCAGUGGCUACGAGUUUGCUUGCUACGACCCGAACGCUAAGCCGGCGCUGGUCUGCAUCCAGGGAUCCCUCAUUCCUUUCCAGAACGAUAUCUCCGACGGGUCUGAGAUCACCAUCUGCCAGAACAUCCCCGACAUUCCGGCCGGCUUCUCCUACCAGCGGAACGCCGACUACGACAGCGUAGCCCUCACCGCCGCGGGCGCCUCACAAACGUGCGGAAACAAGGGCGUGGCCGGGAGGACGGCGGACCAGUGCGCGGCGCUCUGCGCUUCCACCACUGGGUGCAUCAUGUUCCAGCUGACCGGCCAGGCGACUUCAGCAACUUCUGACGACUGCUGCUAUCUGAGGUCGGCAGCGACGGGAUACAGCUUCACCGCCGGCGUCGACACGUACUUCAUGCCCGUCUUACCCUAUCUCAAGAAGGACUUCGCCUUCAACGACAUCACCGCCGCGCCUUUCAACGAAGCGACGUGCUUCUCGGCCGGGAAGGUUCUCACCAACAAGCUUCAAUGCGAGGAGGCCUGCCUCGCGACCAAGAGCUGCGUCGGCUUCUCUUUCGGCAACAACGGCGUCCGCGCCGGUUGCUGCUGGCUGAAGAGCGCCGCAACGGGAGAGGCAGCUACAAAUAACGACGUGGACUUCUACAGGCUGUUCAGAGGCGCGGUCGUGCCGCCCGCCAACAUCGCCAACCUGCCCGUAGCUCAGAGGUGCACUCCCUGGACCAACUGCCCGUCUGAGAUGUUCCCAGCGUCCGCCGCGUGCUUGGACGGUCAGAUGUGCCCAGCAGGCUACGAGAAGUGCGGCGGGGCCAGCUUCGGUUCCAACAGCUACCACUGCUUUUUGCCCAGCUCCUUCAGCAUGAGCGGAGGCGCGGUCAAGGCCUUCUCCUGCAGGCAGAACACGCUGAUGAUGACGGCUGUCGCCAGCAGCGACGCCACGCCCGUCGACUUCUGCAGAUCGCAGGCAAGCCAGCAGUGCGUUCCGUGGACCAACUGCGAGCCUUUCGACGCAAAGGCGUACGCUUGCAUGGACGGGCUCGCCUGCCAGAUCGGACAGCUCAAAUGCCAGAAGGACUGCUACAACCCGACUCAGUUCGGUUGCUCGCCGACGGGCCUCACUCCUGACCUCAGCAAGAACAACCCGCUCAGCAGCGUCGGGCCCUGCCAGAGGGGACAGAUCAUCGUGCAAGCCCCAACAUCGCCGGUCUGCGCGCCAGGAACGACGCCGUGGACCAACUGCGCGCCUGCGAGCGGGAAUUACUGGUGUAUCAACGGACAGAACUGCCUGGCCGGUUUCAACCGGUGCGGCACGGCCUGCUACGACCCCAACGCGUACGGCUGCCAGAACGGAGAGCUGGUACAGCCGGACGAGUUCGGCAGCAUCGUUUCGGACGGCUCCCAGACCAUCCCGUGCGGAGAUCAGAAGGAGAUUUUGCUGCUGAAGCUCCUGGAGAAGCCUCCGUCCGUGGACGUAACGUGCACGGAUACCCUUUGGACCAACUGCGUGCAGCAGUACGAUGCGAAGACCUAUUGGUGCCUCAACGGCCAGAUCUGCCCCCGUGGUCUCUACCUUUGCGGAACUUCCUGCUACGACCCUACCAAGUAUGGCUGCAAGAAGGGCGUACUUUCCGGCAUGGGCGACACAACCAGCGACGGAACCGAAGUGGUGCCGUGCCUUUCUGCGACCACCCAGCUGAAGAUCACAAUCAGGAAGCAAGGCGGAGACUCCUUCUCGGCUGCAGACCACCAGGCCAUCGUGACCGCGCUCUCCAACCAUGCGGGCGCGGGCGACAAGACCGCGGUCUCCGUCGCGCUCCUGACGCUCGAGAUCGGCGGCACCAUGGACAUCGCCAAGGUGGGCGUUCCGCUGUCCGUCUGGGAGGACCGCUGCCUGGCGCUCCUGCGGGCGGAACUCAAGGCAAUCGCGGACAGCGUCGGGGCGGACUUCAGCAUCGACCCGAUCGGUCUCGCCGCGCUCGCGCCGGCCGGUUCCCCGGCCCGCCGCCGCGCGCUCCUCCAGGCCGUGACCAAUAGCACCGGGUCCAGCCUGACCAUCCAGUUCAGCAUCCAGAGCAGCAACCAGACGGAGGCCGGGCCCCUGGCCAUGCAACUCCAGGGCGCCCUGUCGCCCGGCGGUGUCUUCGUCAACGCACUGGCCGCCGGCGGCAUCAGCAUCACGAACGUAACCGUGGCUCCCAACGUCACCGGAGCCAACGUCAUGGCGACUGUGACCCUUCCCGUCAAGAGCACCGACGAAGCCAAAGCUCUGGUGGCCACCCUCACGCAGCUGGCCGCCUCUGGAGCCUUGGACAGUGAGCUAAAGACACUGGGGCUCAGCGGCACCAUCGGCACCAACGCGCAAUUCUCCAUUCUGAGCCUGACCCCCGGAACGGGCUCUAACAUCACUACCGCUCCUGGUCCGGCCCCGGUCCCUGCGCCCGCGCUCGCGCCCGCACCCGCGCCCACCACGACCGACAAGAAGAGCGCCGCGGCCGGCCUCCGCGUCGACGUGGCCAGCGUCGCUAGCGCUGCUGUUGCGAUCGCGCUCGUUGGCGCCGUUGUGGGUUUGUUCUAG